Molecule: messenger RNA, 1788 nt
Organism: Mycena indigotica
Lineage: Eukaryota; Fungi; Basidiomycota; Agaricomycetes; Agaricales; Mycenaceae
Product: AMP binding protein
Exons: 4
Coding region: 1-1788 (595 amino acids)
Biological process (GO): secondary metabolic process
Molecular function (GO): CoA-ligase activity
Source: RefSeq, a predicted model, not a curated record
AUGCCCCCGCCCCCGCAUUUACACCUCCCCGGCCCCUGCAGUUCCAUUUGUGAACCACAGCUUUUUUACCCAUCUACUCGUGCCAAAGCCUUCAUCGACGGCCGGACCGGCACGACCAUUACCCGGGGACAACUCAAGCACCUUUGCCUGUCCCUGGCGUAUGGUCUCAAAGAGCACCCUACGACCAGUGUCUUCGCGAAGCGUGGCGAUACAGUGCUGAUCUUCUCUCCCAAUUCCCUCGCGUGGCCGGUCUUGCUCCAUGGAAGUCUUGCUGCUGGCCUACGAUGCACGCUCGCCAACAGUGCUUAUACUCCACCCGAGCUCGCACACCAGUAUACAGACAGUGGGGCAAAACUCAUUCUAGCGGCGCAGGAGUUGGUUCCAGUCGUGCUGGAGAUGUUGACCAAGCAACUUGGUUUAUCCUCCGCUGAAGCGGGCAAGCGUAUUGUUGUCGUUCCUGACGACCUCUCUUGGGCUGGGGGCCCCGCUUCACCACGGCCCGACCAUCUCAACCUCGUGGACUUACUUGGUCUUGGGACGCUGGAAAAGGAGGAGUCAUUUGACGGUGUGGCCGAUAAGGAGACGGCGCUCCUGUGUUACAGCUCUGGGACAACGGGAAAGCCAAAGGUUCGUCUUGAAAAAAUACUCUUUUUCCGACUGUGUUCCGAACCUCCUCGUAGGGCGUCGAAACCACCCACCAGAACAUUACUACACUCAUGGACAUCACGGACAGGGAGUUUCCCCCCCUUGCGACCCGAACAAACCCUUCUCGCUAUCCUUCCGUUCUACCACAUCUACGGCAUUACCAACGUGCUAAACGGCGCUCUUUCUGUCGGGGCCACCGCCGUCAUUCAAACGCGCUUCGAACCCGUCGAAUUCUGCCGCAAUAUUGAGCGCUAUACGGUUGGAUAUGUGCUCCUUGUCCCCCCUGUCCUCGUUGUCUUGGCCAGACAUCCUGCUGUCGACCAAUACGACUUGUCAUCGCUUGAGUAUCUGCUGUCCGGUGCAGCGCCGCUAGGGGCCGACCUAAUGCGAAUGGUUCAGAAACGAUUACUCUCCAAAAGGAAGAAGGGGUCAAAGUGCCUCAUCACCCAAGGCUACGGACUCACCGAAACGUCGCCUUCUACCCACACACUCGACUUUAAAGUAUGCGAGCAACAUGUGGGCAGCAUCGGGCAACUUCUGGCAACUCUUGAGGCCCGACUUGUGGCGGACGACGAGGGCGAUGAGGUGGUGGAUGCCGAGGUUGGCAAGCGUGGAGAGCUUUGGAUUCGCGGCAAGACAGUCAUGAAAGGCUAUCUCAACAACCCCACCGCCACAAAUAACUCAAUCACGCCCGACAAGUGGUUCAAGACCGGGGAUAUUGCAAUCCGGGACAAAGAUGGGUAUUAUUUCAUUGUGGAUCGGAAGAAGGAGUUGAUCAAGUACAAGGGAUUCCAGGUCCCUCCUGCUGAACUUGAAGCGAUCCUGUUAACCCACCCUGACAUCGCUGAUGCUGCUGUGAUUGGUGUAAACAGCGUCUCAGAAGCGACAGAGCUGCCUCGGGCCUAUGUCGUCCAUGCAAACCCCACCAAAGUCAAUACCCCAGCUAAAACUGCUGCGUUUUCCAAGAGCGUGCAGAAGUGGAUGGAGAGCAAGGUCGCCAAACACAAGUUUUUGCGCGGUGGAGUUGCGGUGGUAGACGCCAUCCCGAAGAGUGCUGCGGGGAAGAUUUUGAGGAAAGAGUUGAGAGAGGUGGCUAAGCAAGAGGCAGAACGGGGUGAACUGGGCGUUAAAGCCAAGCUCUAA